UGGUGUGGCAUCCCUCAGAGGGGCCUUGUUCAAGAAGCCAGGGGCAUGAAGUCUCUGAGCGGCUGCUUCCUGUGUCUGCUGCUGCUGGGCCUUGUCCUCCAGGUGGCUGCAAGCCGAGCCCCGCAGCACUCCAUGGAAAUCCGCACUCCUGACAUCAAUCCUGCCUGGUACAGAGGCCGGGGGAUCAGGCCUGUGGGCCGCUUCGGCCGGAGGAGGGCAGCCCUUCGGGACUGGUCCACCUGCCUCCCCCUGGAGGGUGGUGCCAAGUACCCUCAGGAUGGCUGAUGGCCCGCUGAUGAAGACCCUGAAGACACAGACCCCAUGAGCCUCCUCACCCACCCUCUUCCUCCCGGCUCCUUCCCUUCCAUGAUAAUAAAGGCUCUGGCCUGGCUUAUUGCUA
Molecule: messenger RNA, 400 nt
Organism: Marmota monax (woodchuck)
Lineage: Eukaryota; Metazoa; Chordata; Mammalia; Rodentia; Sciuridae
Gene: Prlh
Product: prolactin releasing hormone
Exons: 2
Coding region: 46-285 (79 amino acids)
Biological process (GO): feeding behavior; response to peptide hormone; G protein-coupled receptor signaling pathway
Molecular function (GO): neuropeptide hormone activity; prolactin-releasing peptide receptor binding
Source: RefSeq, a predicted model, not a curated record